UCACAAAUAUAUAAAUUAAAUUGCGUAAAAAAUAUAUGUGUAUACAGAUAUGUAAUUGUUCUCAUCCAUUCCAUUAUUCUACAUAGAUGACGUGUAUGUGUUUGCAUUAUCAAUCAUCAUUUCUUACUUCCUUCUGCCAACGCAUUGUUUAUUUGCCACAUGAACAAGGUGGUGGAGCACAAGUGCAAACUGGUGCUGGAGGUGGUGGUGGUGGAGGUGGUGGUGGAGGUGGAGGAGGUGGUGGUGGUGGUGGAGGAGGAGGAGGUGGUGGAGGUGGUGGUGGAGGAGGUGGAGGCGCACAAGCUGGAGCAGGUGCUGGACAGAUUCUCAUACAAUGGUGGAGGCAAAUUGGUGGUGGUGGAGGAGCUGGUGGGGCAGGUGCGCCUGGUGGUCCUGGUGGUCCUGGUGGUCCUGGAGCUCCUGGUCCUCCUGGACCUCCUGGUGGCCCUGGUGGUCCUGGGGCUCCUGGGCCACCUGGUCCUCCUGGUGGUCCUGCAGGUCCUGGUGAUCCUGGUGGUCCAGGUAUUGGUGGUGGUGCGCAGGCAGGAGCUGGCGCUGGGCCACAACCAGCACUAGGUGCUGGAAUUUGAAUGACGGAUGGUGGAAGUUCUUGACAAGCACAUGGUGGUGCUGCGCAUUCACAUGGUGAGCGUUUGUUUGCUGAAAAAGAUAUUUAUGUGUACCGAAUGGUGUAUAUGUUAAACUAACAAGAAUAUUAGACUUAGCCUGUUCUAAUAUUGCAAUCCAAUUUAUUGCUGUCGCUUGAUAAAAACUUAAUCUAACUCUGAAAGCGUGUUAUUAAAAAAAUAUAUAAUAAUUUCCUCUAAUUGUUGAAGUUAAAUGCUAGUAUAUAAAAAACUACUUUGAACACUAAACUGUAUACUAACUUACUGCGGAUGAUUUUCGUAAUAUAUCGCUAUUUUACCGUGCUAGGUUACCGUG
This is a messenger RNA of Hydractinia symbiolongicarpus, 942 nucleotides long. RefSeq lists its product as uncharacterized. Bases 87 to 590 code for a protein of 167 amino acids. Lineage: Eukaryota; Metazoa; Cnidaria; Hydrozoa; Anthoathecata; Hydractiniidae. The record is from RefSeq and is a predicted model, not a curated record. The transcript has a single exon.